AUUAUACGAAGCACUUGGUUCAACAAAGCAACCAUCAGACAAACAUCUGAGACUAGAAAUCUGUGCCUUGAGAGAAAUGGUUGAAGAAGGUGACAUUAAAGUCACAUGGAUAGAAGGUUCAAUGCAAAUCAGUGAUGCACUCACCAAACGUGGAGCAUCUUGGAAGCUACUGAAACAAGCUAUUGAGAAUGGCCAGCUUCCACACACCAUUCAAGCUUGAAGGGGAUGUGCUGUUGACCCUACUGUAUACAGACAAACAUUUUGGAUUUUUGUUUGUUUUUUUAUUUUUAUUUUGUUCACAAAGAUUUGGAGAUAAUUAUGUUGCUGACCCCACUGUACAUAGAUAAACCUCCAGUUCUAUAGAAAGUAUUUCAUUGGUUCGAUCCAGAAUGUUACAUUUCUCCUUCGACUAUGGUUUACCGAUGUAUAUCAAGUUUAUGUUGCAAGUGAAUAAUUGCAGAUGAUAAAGAAGAUGACCAGCCAAUGGAGUUGACACAAAUAAAGAAAGAGGGGAGAUUGAUAGUUGUAUCUUCUCAUUAAUAGUUAUCUAACUAAUACAGCUGCAUUGGACGCUGAGUUUAUAUCAACUGAAGUAUCACCAAAGUAUCAAUCUAGUUGGACAGGAUCAAACUAACUUGACAUAAUAAUUAUGGCAUAUGGCUCAAUGAGAGAGAUAAAGCUGUGCUUACUUGGAGACGCUGGUGUUGGCAAGUCAUGUUUAGUAUUACGUUUUGUUAGUGAUAGGUUUGAUUUGCAUACCACUGCAACAAUUGGUGCAUCGUUUAUGUCAAAAACGUUUAAUGUUGGUGACAAAGCAUUUAAGUAUCAAAUAUGGGACACAGCAGGUCAAGAAAAAUAUAAAGCUCUGGCACCAAUGUAUUACAGAGGAGCAGCUGCUGCUAUAGUUGUUUAUGAUUUAACAAAUGAAACUACUUUUCAGAGUGUAAAAUUAUGGGUCAAGGAAUUAAAACAGAUUGGUCCUCCAAAUAUUGUUAUUGCUAUAGCUGGAAAUAAAAGUGAUUUAAAAGAUCAAAGAGAAGUGAGUUUAGAAACUGGUGUGGAAUAUGCUGAAAGUAUCAAUGCUGUUUUUGCAGAAGUGUCUGCUUUGACAUCUGAUAAUGUAAACUAUUUGUUUGAAGAUAUAAGUCGGCGACUACCUCCAGAAAAGCCAAGUUAUUCACCUGGUGGUUUAAAACCCUUAGUUAAACCUUCUCCAAGGACAAAUUAUAAAUGCUGUUAGAGUUUUUCUUGUAAUGUUUGUUGCAUUAGCACCUUAGUUUUUAUUAAGUAUAUUUUCACUUUUGAUUUGCUGUUUUUAAUGUAAAAUUAGUAACUUUGGGUACGUAAUUUUCAUAAUGAAGACAUGUUUUACACAUUAACAACAUUUGUAAAUUUUAGAUUUUCAGGCAAGGCAAUAAAAUUAUUGCUUUUGAAAUGUUUCACAGGCCAUUCAUUCAUGACAAUUAAAUAAAUUUCCACUUGUAUUCGUCCUCCAUUCCAACUGUUGAGCAAGUGCUUUUGGCUUGUUUCAAGUGAUGCAAGCCCAAAAACCUAUACACCUUCAAGAACAUGACACCACAGCUGAUGCUGAUGAUGAUUAUGGGCAAGAGGAAGCUGAGUUUGAUAAUGAUGUAUCCUUGCAAAACCAAGAACUGUUUCAGAAAAUGUAUUUCUUUAGAAACGUGUUGGCAAGAUUAAGUCACACUAAUAAAUCUCCUCGGUAGAAAUGAAAAAGGCAUAGAAAUAAAACAGGCAUAUAAUUAAAAAGAGGUGGAAAUAAAAAGGGGUAGAAUUAAAAAGGGGUAGAAAUGAAGAGAGGUUUAUGAGGAAUUUUUUCUGGUGACAUUUUAAUGUUUAAUGGUCUGAUUAAAGUACUUCAUCGUAAUAACACAACAAACUUUGAUGUCCUUCCCUGUAAUAAUCAUCUUUUGUUACAAAAGCUUUAUAUAUAUGAUAUUUUUCUAUAUUAUAUAAAUUAUUUUUUAUGCAGUGUGUAAAAGACGCUAGAUGGAAAAUCAUGCUUAUUUUUCCAUUUUUUUUUAUUAAGUAUUUUUUUUUAACUUUAAAUGACAUUCUUUAAUGAUAUUUUUUAUAUAAAUCUUUGUAAAGUUUCAUUUAAAUUGUUGUAUAAACGUUUUUCCAGUUUCAAGCAACUACUAAAUUCAUAGUAUAUCUUAAGUAUUGAUAUAUGAAUUUCAAAAUUCAGCAGUCUUGUCUACAUAGCAAAAAGCUCUUGAAAAACGGUAGAAAUCGAGAGAAAAAAAACAUCAAAUUCUCUUUCACGAAAUUCUCAAAAUUUAAUUCUCACACAAUAUUAGGAAUUAUUUUCCAAAAAAUAAUUGUAAUUUUUGAUUUUUUUUGCAUAACAGUUUUUUCUAAAUUCAAAGUAAUUAUUCUGUAACGAAUUUAAAUUUUUAAGAUAAUUUGUCUUCUGCAUUUAAAAUAUGGACUUUUUACUUUUAUAUUUUUUGUGAUAUUUAUUUUGCAGCUCGUGUAUAUUUCCUUAAAGUUCCCUUUUAAAUUUUUACAAAGUUUUUCCUUUUUUUUCAAUUAAUAGUGUGUUUUAUUUGUUUUGACCAGAUGAAUGUUUGUGCUCAAAAGAAAAAGAAAAACGAGUUUUGUCCUACAUAUUCCAAAAAGAUUUGAUUUCUUAUUUUCAACCCUUUUUCUUUGUAGAAAUUUUAAAUGAACUUAUUGAUGUUUAAAGCCAGGCCGAAUCCCACUAUCAAUUUUCCUGGAUAGUUUAUAACUUCGCAAUUUUAUUGCUUUUGUAGCUGUAUAACUAUAGCUACAGAUUAUUUUUCAUGUUCAUUUUUUAGGUUUAGUGAAUUUGAACAUAACUUUAAAUUUAUAUAUUUGACGUGGCACUCAUCCCAAGACAACCUUCUUUUGCAGUA
Hydractinia symbiolongicarpus is the source of this 2897-nucleotide messenger RNA. RefSeq names its product ras-related protein Rab-22A-like. The record is from RefSeq and is a predicted model, not a curated record. The coding region runs from base 650 to 1240 and encodes 196 amino acids. Lineage: Eukaryota; Metazoa; Cnidaria; Hydrozoa; Anthoathecata; Hydractiniidae. The transcript is spliced from 2 exons. Gene Ontology annotation, molecular function: GTPase activity; GTP binding.